CAGCAGUGUACCAGAGGCCUUGUGGUGGUGUGUGUGAGUGAUCCGCCCCGCAGCGCAACUCACCUCGCUUUCUUCAACGGCCUUCGUGUAGCAGUUAUCUAUCGUUCAGACCAGCUCGACGCAGUCGCAGUUUUCCGCGAUCUUCUCGUCUAUCCUCACUUUCCAGCUGAUCCGAUAGCACGGCUAACCUACAGUCUUUCGUAGCUGAGCUGUUAAGCUAGGCUGGCUAGGUUGGAGGUAUUGUUCGACUUAGCGGCGAGCCAUGUUCUGAUCACGCACCUCGGAUUGAUGUUGUAAACUCGACGGCGACGAAGGCCUAAGAACACGGGACCGACUCAGUUUUCUCGCUUUAAUCUGUUUCUACACCGGUUCGGAAAAGAUCACACUAGGCCGUCUCUCUGGCCCACCUCGCAACGUUGCACUCGACACGGGACGUGUCAAACCCGAGGCGUUGUAACUUUCCCAGAAGAAGUCGAGCCUUGCCAAGAGUUCCACUUGAGACAGGACGAAUCAAGCUCAUUGCCCUUGCAACGUGCUCAGAAAAAGGCUUGCUAACCUUGCCAAGGGUCACACGUCUAACCUUGCCGAGGUUUGCUCUUGACAAGGAAAGAGCAGAUGUCGCCUAAGCCUGGCCCGCUGUUCCACGUCCCAUGGCGCUGGAUGGGAGGUUUCAAGUAUAUGAUCCUCGCGCCGUUCCUCGCACGUGCCGUGCACGCGCAUCUGUACGGCGGCGAUGACGUGGACGCGUGGAGCUUCCACAUGGUGCUGCUAGCGCUGCUGCGAUUCGCGCACGGGAACCUCUGGAUGGCCGUGUCGCGGUGGCCGUACUUAAUCGACCGGUACAGAAUAGAGAAGAAGGGGAUCAAUUUCGACCAAGUCGAUCGGGAAUCGCACUGGGAUGACGCCAUUAUCCUCCAGGCGCUAGUGAUCACCGCCCUCCGCGAGUGGUUACCAGGCGCGCACAACCUCCCCCUCUUCAGCUGGCAGGGCUUGGCGCUGAUACUAGCGCUACACGUGGGGCCGGUCGAGUGCCUCUACUACUGGUGCCACCGUUUCAUGCACACUCCGUUCUUCUACGCCAGCUACCACUGCCACCACCACGCGUCCGUCCAAACGGAGCCGUCCACGGCGCACGUGCACACGUUCCUGGAGCAGGUCGGGCACGCGCUGCUGCUCUGCCUGCCCGUGGUGGGCACGUGGCUGCUGGGCGGCGCGUCCAUCGGCGCGCUGUAUGUGUAUUGGCUGGCGUGCGACUUUGCGAACGCCGUGGGGCACUGCAACUUCGAGUUUGUGCCUGUGUGGCUGCUGCGCGCGCUGCCGUUCCUCAAGUACCUCGUGCACACGCCCACGUAUCACUCGCUGCACCACUCGGAACCGAGCAGCAACUACUGCCUGUUCAUGCCUGUGUAUGACCUCCUAGCGGGCACUGUCAACCCGAAGACUGACCACGUGCACAAAGAAGCUCGGAAAGGCCCUGUAGAGCACCCCGACUUUGUCUUCCUGGCCCACGGCGUCAACCUGCAAUCCUUUUUCCACCAGCCCUUCCUCAUGCCGUACGGCUCCACGCACCCCUUCAAACCGACCUGGACCACGUUCGUUCUCCUCAUCCUGUGCCUGCCGCUGUACGCGGUGCUGUGGUUCGUGUGCCCCGUGAUUAUAAUGGACCGAAAGACGCUCAGAAGACGCAAGCUGCAGAUCUGGACCGUGCCGCGCUUCGGCAUCAAUUAUUUCAUCCCCUUUGAGAAAAACUCCAUCAACCGCCUAAUAGAGUCCGCCAUUCUAGAUGCAGACAAGCAAGGGGUGAAAGUGCUGGCUCUAGGAGCGCUCAACAAGAAUGAGAGCCUCAACGGCGGCGGCAAGCUGUUUCUGGACCGGCACCCGGACCUCAAGGUUCGGAUCGUGCAUGGGAACACGCUCACAGCGGCGAUCAUUCUGAGGGAGAUACGGCCCGACACCAGGGAGGUGUUUCUCACGGGCUCGACUUCCAAGCUUGGACGGGCCAUCUCCCUGUACCUUGCGCUGCGAGGCGUGCGCGUGCUGAUGCUGACCCCCUCUAGAGAGCGCUUUGAGGCCAUUCGGUCAGAGCUACCAGAGGAGCGGCAGCACCUGCUGGUGCAAGUGACCCAGUAUUCACAAGCCAGCCAAUGCCCGGUGUGGAUCAUCGGCAAGGGCAUGAUGUGGUGGGAGCAGCGGCACGCACCACCCGGUACACACUUCCAUCAGUUUGUUGUGCCGCCCAUAGCAGAGGUCCGCAGGGACUGCACGUACGGCAAGCUGGCGGCGAUGCGGUUACCAGACGAUGUGGAGAACCUCAAGUUCUGUGAGCUGGCGUUGCCGCGCGGCCACAUCUAUGCAUGCCAUGCGGGGGGGCUUGUGCAUCUCUUGGAGGGGUGGGACUACCAUGAGGUGGGGCGCAUUGAUGUCAGCCGAAUCGACCCCACAUGGGAUGCGGCCAUGCGCCACGGCCUGCGACCCAUGCAGUGAUGCCAGUGCAGGGGUUCUAGCCCCAUGCCGUGGUGCCAGUGAAGGGGUUCGAGCCCCUUGCAGCGAUUUAGUGAGGGCUUACAAACACCAUUGAGGGUUCUGUUCUACCCCUGUGGAGUGGCCAGGGCGGGGUAUUUGCUGGUGGGAAGCAGCUUACCUUGGGCAGUGCAACAUGACCAAGUAAUCGCACUAACUCUAGGUGGGUUCUUCAAAUUAUCUCAGCAGCUCUUGGGUCAGUUCUGGUGCAUGCAUAGCUGCACUGCAGCUCUGCAGCAGUGAUGCUGCUUCUGAGUGGAAGAUAUAGCAGUGUUAGGCUAGGUUUCCAAGUACAAUUUGUCACUGUAAACUGCUGCAGUUCUGCAAGGCAGCUCGCAUGCACUUUGAUUGCAAGUCUCUCAAUUUCAUAGGGUUUCGUGUUUGGAGUAUUGAUGGUACGUUAAUGGAUGUUACA
Messenger RNA from Closterium sp. NIES-67, 2935 nucleotides. The record is from the annotation of a GenBank genome assembly. Lineage: Eukaryota; Viridiplantae; Streptophyta; Zygnematophyceae; Desmidiales; Closteriaceae.